Lentinula edodes (shiitake mushroom) is the source of this 1566-nucleotide messenger RNA. RefSeq lists its product as uncharacterized. NCBI's taxonomy places the organism in Eukaryota, Fungi, Basidiomycota, Agaricomycetes, Agaricales, Omphalotaceae. Bases 1 to 1566 code for a protein of 521 amino acids. The transcript has 16 exons. The record is from RefSeq and is a predicted model, not a curated record.
AUGUCCCACGGGUUCUUCCCCUCCCUGUUCCAUCUUCCAGUGUUCAGAGCUGAGGUGGCGGUAAAAUCUCGUUGUGCUUCUCUACCAUAUGUACCAUAUAUGGAAGCUGGUAUGACACUCUGGAUUCCAAGAAUUCCAAAUCUUGCGCCCUGGACGGUCAAUGUUUUUCCGGAGUUCACUUUUAUGCACAAUCCGAUGAACGUUCGGGCAUCUAUCCUCCGCAUUCUUGUUUUCUGGAUCGCUGUGAGCAACGCCGAUGUACAUAGAAGUGCUGAUCAACCACCGCAUCGGUACUUUGAUUCCGCGCUCAAAAGGGCAAAUGAGAUACGGAUUUUGGUUCCUGUCAUCACUUUGUUCGCCGCAAUCUAUCACUUCCACGACUUCAACCCAUUGCUCGACGUUAUGUCCUCUUUGUAUAGUUUUCUUCGAAUUCCGGAACCAGGAUCAGACGACUCGAUUUCGACGAUGACGGAUGCGGCAUCCAAUCGUACGGACCUCAUAGGAUCAGGCUCUGUGGAUGGAAAUAACAAUACGGCCCCCUCUGCCAGCAGUGCUCUGUUCAUUCUCUUCAUUGUUUUCCAGCUCAUAGGUCUUGUCGGGUCAAUCCUCAUACUAUUCACUGCCUGUAUCUCCAAACUAGUCCGAAAACGCCAUUGGAGCUGGUAUGUGAUUAUGUUUUAUAUGACGCUCGAGCUUGAAUAUUGUUUACUUACCGGUCAAACCCCUGGCAGUCUUCUGGCGGGCGCACCAAUAGAUUGGCGACCUGAAUAUCCCCUGUGCCUGACACAGGCUGCUCUCAUCUACACUGUUCCGACCUUAACUGCCUGCUCCAGCCUUGCACUUGUUAUCCAAGUUCUGGUUAGCGUACGCGCUCUUGCUGCAAUUCACAUAAACCCCACAGCAAUCACUUCGAACGAUGGAGGCAAUACGUCGUUGCAUAGGUUGUGGACGUUUCUCCUCCUUUCGAUUCCAUACCUGUCUGGUGCAGGAAUGUUCGCGAUGUCCCUUGUGAUAGGCCUUCGAGAUCGAGCAACGGUGCGAAGAGAGCCGGGAGGAUUUUAUUGUAAUAUGGAGAACCCCAUUCCAGGAAAACUAUCAGCAGCAAUCGUAGCAGUGAUCAUGCUCAUCUGCGUAUCGCUAGGCAUUACGAUUUGUGUUAUCCUGCGCAAGAAUUGGAAUGCGGUUCGCAGCGACGUUCAGGUCCCGCUUGCGACGGUGACGAGGGUGCUGUGCUUCAGUACGUUCUCGGUGGUGGCUACAGUGCUAGGCCUUCUUUUCUUCGUCACGCCACGAUCUUCUCAUGGUUUCGGCUUGGAGAUAACUCUAUCACUCCUACCGGUCGCAGCGGUCGUGACUUUCGGCUCUCAAAAAGACCUUGUCCGGUCGUGGAAGGCAGGGUUCCAAGCAUUCUUUCACUCGUGCCUGGUGGACCCACGAUGGAGAAUGAGCAACACCACCGACAGCAAGAUCAAUCGCGAUUCCGGAGACGACCCCGACUCGGACGUCGCUGUGGACCGCAAUGCAGCCACGCGUGCAAUCAGUCACAUAGCAGCCAAGACAGCAUGA